CGAGUCAACUCAACACGCCCUCUCUCACUCACCUAUACAUACACAAGUCUGUAACAAAAAUCGCCCCUCUUUCUUUCAUCCUUCAUACUCCAAAACCGCUUUCUUCCAUCCCAUAGAACCCUAAUUAACCACCAUCCUCACAUCUCCUCCUUCACAAACCCUAAUUCUCCAUCAAUUCUCAUCAGAAACAAUGGAUUCACAACCGAACAACCUCUACGACACCGCAUCGCAACCGGACACCGGCCACGACGACGCCUACACAUUCCUCGAAUUCAACACACAAGGCGACGAAGACUUUGAUUAUCCAGAGUUUCAAGAGCUUUCUCAACCUAACGCCGUUAGAUCUUCUCCGUCUUCCUCCGUCUGGCCUACGCCGUUAGACUCCGUCUCCGUUGACGCCGUCGAUCAUCAUUCCGACACCAACGCCUCACCUGUAAGUUCCGGCAAAGGCGCCGGUGGUGCUAGGUUAAACAACAACAACAGCAAUAACAAUAAUAAUAAUAAUCAUAAUAAUAUUAAUAAUAGCAGUAGUAGUAAUAAUAAUAAUCAGGCAUCGGCUGUUGAUGCCCUAGCUGCGGGUAUGAGCGGGUUGAAUUUCGAAGAAACAGGGGAUGAUGAAGGUUAUGAGUAUUCAAAGGGGGAUUUUAUGGAGCAUGCCUGUAGGUAUUGUGGUGUGCAGAAUCCGGCUUGUGUUGUUCGGUGUAACGUGCCGUCGUGUCGGAAAUGGUUUUGUAAUUCGAGAGGGAAUACGUCCGGUUCGCACAUUGUUAAUCAUUUGGUUCGGGCGAAGCAUAAGGAAGUAUGUCUGCAUAAGGAUAGUCCGUUGGGAGAGACGAUUCUCGAGUGUUAUAAUUGUGGAUGUCGAAAUGUGUUUAUUUUGGGGUUUAUAUCUGCGAAGACGGAGAGUGUGGUUGUGCUGCUUUGUAGGGAGCCUUGUCUUAAUUUGAAUUCGUUGAAAGAUAUGAAUUGGGAUUUGAGUCAGUGGUGUCCGCUUAUUGAUGAUAGAUGCUUUCUGCAGUGGCUUGUUAAGGUUCCAUCUGAAACAGAGCAGCUGCGGGCUCGCCAGAUUAGUGCUCAGCAAAUUAAUAAGGUAGAAGAACUUUGGAAGACGAACCCGGAUGCAACUUUGGAAGAUCUUGAGAAGCCUGGUGUGGAUGAUGAACCUCAGCCUGUAGCCAUAAAGUAUGAAGAUGCUUAUCAGUAUCAAAAUGUUUUCGCCCCACUUAUCAAGCUUGAAGCCGACUAUGAUAAAAUGAUGAAAGAAUCUCAAAGUAAAGACAAUCUCACGAUUCGGUGGGAUAUUGGUCUUAACAAGAAGCGCGUUGCAUAUUUUGUUUUCCCAAAGGAAGACAAUGAGUUACGUCUUGUACCUGGUGAUGAGUUAAGACUUAGAUACUCGGGGGACCCAGCACAUCCAGCGUGGCAGUCUGUUGGACAUGUGAUAAAGCUAACUGCACAAGAGGAAGUAGCACUCGAGCUUCGUGCAAGUCAGGGUGUUCCUGUUGACCUGAAUCAUGGUUUUAGCGUUGACUUUGUAUGGAAAAGCACAAGUUUUGACCGGAUGCAGGGGGCUAUGAAGAACUUUGCUGUUGAUGAGACAAGUGUCAGUGGAUAUAUAUACCAUCAUCUGUUAGGCCAUGAGGUUGAGAUGCAAAUGGUUCGUAAUGCAUUACCACGUCGUUUUGGUGCACCUGGUCUUCCCGAGCUUAAUGCAUCUCAAGUUUUUGCUGUAAAAAGUGUUCUUCAGAGGCCAAUAAGUUUGAUUCAAGGGCCACCUGGCACUGGUAAAACAGUUACUUCUGCUGCACUUGUUUACCAUAUGGCCAAACAAGGCCAAGGACAGGUUUUGGUAUGUGCUCCGAGCAAUGUGGCUGUAGACCAACUUGCAGAGAAGAUAAGUGCUACUGGCUUAAAGGUUGUAAGGCUGUGUGCAAAAUCAAGGGAAGCUGUAAGUUCACCUGUCGAGCAUUUGACACUUCAUUAUCAGGUUCGGCAUCUUGAUACAUCUGAAAAGAGUGAGCUUCACAAGCUGCAGCAACUGAAAGAUGAACAAGGGGAGUUAUCAAGCAGUGAUGAGAAGAAAUAUAAAGCAUUAAAACGGGCUACAGAACGGGAGAUUUCUCAGAGUGCUGAUGUCAUCUGUUGCACAUGUGUUGGUGCUGGAGAUCCUCGGCUGGCAAAUUUUAGAUUUCGUCAGGUGCUUAUCGAUGAAUCUACUCAAUCAACUGAGCCUGAGUGCCUUAUCCCACUUGUUCUUGGGGCAAAACAGGUUGUUCUUGUUGGUGAUCAUUGUCAGCUUGGUCCAGUCAUCAUGUGCAAGAAAGCAGCACGAGCUGGUUUAGCUCAGUCUUUAUUUGAGCGGCUUGUGCUUCUUGGUGUAAAACCAAUUAGAUUACAGGUUCAGUACCGUAUGCAUCCGUCACUUUCGGAAUUCCCUUCUAACAAUUUUUAUGAAGGCACCCUUCAAAACGGAGUGACCAUAAACGAAAGGCAGUCAACGGGCAUUGACUUUCCUUGGCCCGUUCCAAACCGGCCCAUGUUCUUUUAUGUUCAGAUGGGGCAAGAAGAAAUCAGUGCUAGUGGGACGUCGUAUCUUAAUAGGACUGAGGCUGCAAAUGUUGAAAAAAUAGUGACCACUUUCCUAAGAAGUGGUGUAGUUCCAAGUCAGAUUGGGGUUAUAACACCAUAUGAAGGUCAACGUGCAUACAUUGUUAACUACAUGUCAAGAAAUGGUGCGCUUAGACAACAACUUUACAAGGACAUUGAGGUUGCGAGUGUGGAUUCGUUUCAAGGGAGGGAAAAAGAUUACAUUAUUUUGUCAUGUGUGAGAAGUAAUGAACAUCAGGGUAUUGGAUUUUUAAAUGAUCCACGCAGGCUGAAUGUCGCACUUACUCGUGCUCGUUAUGGUAUUGUAAUUCUUGGUAACCCUAAAGUUCUUAGCAAACAACCAUUGUGGAAUGGGUUACUCACACACUAUAAGGAGCAUGAGUGUUUGGUUGAAGGACCUUUGAACAACCUGAAGCAGAGUAUGGUUCAGUUUCAGAAGCCAAAAAAGAUGUACAAUGACCGAAGGUUUUUCUUUGGUGGCGGGCCCGGUAUCGUACCUAACGACAACUUUGGAUCAACAAAUCCCGGUGCCGAUAGAAGAAACAGUCGUUCUAGGGGUUCGUACAUGCCACCUGGCCCACCUAAUGGGGCUCACAAACCCGGUCUGCAUCCUGCUGGGUACCCAAUGCCACGUGUGCCUAUUCCAUCUUAUCAUGGUGGUCCUCAGCCUUACGCCAUACCAACUCGCGGUGCAAUACACGGACCCUUUGGCGGUGUUCCGCAUGUCCCACCACCCGGAAACCGCGGUUUUGGUAGUGGCAGGGGGAAUGCUGGUCAUAUUCCACACCAACAAGGUUCACAGCAACCGAUAGGUGCAGGCAUGGGCUCGAGUUUUAACUUCCCUAUGGAAAAUCCAAAUAGCCAGCCGUCCCCUGGCGGUCCGUUAUCUCAGCCUGGAUAUGUAUCUAAUAUGACUCAAGGCCCUAGUCAAGCCUUUCGUGAUGGGUUUUCUGUUGGCGGCAUGUCACAGGAUUUCUUGGGUGAUGAUUUUAAAAGCCAAGGAUCACAUGUUCCAUAUAACGUUGCUGAUCUUUCCACACAGGCUUCUCAAGGUGGAUAUGGUGUGGACUAUGCUGCUCCGGCAACCCAAGCGGGUUUUCCGGGUAGCUUCCUGAAUCAGAAUUCUCAAGCGGGAUUUUCUCGUUACGGUAUCGGAAAUGAUUUCAUGUCUCAGGACUACAUGGGUCAUGGUUCACAGGGUUUGUUUACGCAAGCUGGUUUUAAAGAUCCAUCACAAGAUGAUUCUUCACAGCCCCACUUCAGUGCGGACCCCACCUCUUCCCUUCAGACACAGGGUGUGAUGAAUCCUCUAUACUCCCAGCCAUUUACGCAUUACAACUCCCAACCGUUAAACAUGCCAACUCAGCAACAGCAGCAGCAACAGCAAACACAACAGGGACACGCUUCCCACUACAAGGGUUAAGAGGUGAUUUCGAUCUUGUGAAGGGUUAUACAAUCAGCAACUUGAUUUUCAUCACUAUAUCUAUCUACUUCCCUUAAGAUGACAGAAAAGAUCAAAAUAAUGGACAUGGGAUCAGAUUGAACAUAUGGUGAAUCAAGGGCUGAGAUUGUCUCAUAACCCCAUCAGAGAUUUUGUAAGGAGGCACAAUACAUGGAUUUAGUUUUGUUGGUGAUUGGUUGGGAGAAGAUACAUUGAACGAGUGAUGUGCAGGGAUGCUUGCUUUCGGGCUAUAUAUAUAACCGUUAGUAGGGGGUGUUAGCGUGUGAUUCUAGUUAAUGAAUGGAAUUUUAAAUAAAUAAUAUGAUGUUUGUGUAGAGGUUAAGAAGUGUGGAUUUGAAAUUGGAUUUGGUUUAUAUAUUUAUCAACUGUGUGAUUUUAGGACUUGAUACCAUCAUUUGGGACCGGGACCGAUAGAUCCAUGUUUUACAA
Messenger RNA from Helianthus annuus (common sunflower), 4498 nucleotides. Its product is annotated as regulator of nonsense transcripts 1 homolog. Gene Ontology annotation, molecular function: ATP binding; RNA helicase activity; hydrolase activity. The transcript is spliced from 28 exons. The record is from RefSeq and is a predicted model, not a curated record. Gene Ontology annotation, cellular component: cytoplasm. NCBI's taxonomy places the organism in Eukaryota, Viridiplantae, Streptophyta, Magnoliopsida, Asterales, Asteraceae. Gene Ontology annotation, biological process: nuclear-transcribed mRNA catabolic process, nonsense-mediated decay. The coding region runs from base 191 to 4030 and encodes 1279 amino acids.